GCAUCCGCCCGCCCUGGUCGACGCCGCGUCGAUUACGCGCGAGUAUUUCCCGAAAGUGUUUUUAUAUCCUCAUAUGUUUAUUACCCGCUCCUAAAUAAACUUUUCAUAGACUGCUUAGGCUAUGGACAUUGCUGUGUGAAUGUGGUAUGAAUUUGACUCGCUUCGAUGUGUUUGAACGAAGUUGUGGAAAGUUGGAGCUUCUAAUGCUGGCAUGGUGUCUAUAACUAUCAUCGCAAUAUUUGCGGUGCUCGCGCCGGGGAGGCAUUGUUCAGGCUCGCGAGGCGCGCCGGACCUCCCCCCGCGCCCCCCACCACCGCCCGACGUAAAACGAUGUACGGAACUAUUCAAUGACUCGCAGUUCAAGAACGAUACAAUCGGUUUCAUACAGUUGAAGAAGGAUCAAAGAGUUGGACUGAGAAAUUUACAGAGCAAGAAACUUAGUAAUACUGCGAAAGAGUACAUCUGCAGUGAGUACGAAACUGCCAAAAUAAAAUAUAAGCUUCUGCAAGAGAAGCUACGACCCUCCAGAGAUCUACUUGUGUGGUGCUCGUUAGCGAGGAAAACCAGCGGCUCGGGCGUCAAACGAAAACGUCUCAGGCGGUCCUCAGAUUCUCGUCCGGAGUUGGUGUAUACUUUCAUUGAGCAAGCGGUGCAGCCUGGAGCUCAAGUGGCGUUGAAGUGUUCAGCGGUGGGGGAGCCCCCUCCGCGGUUCCGCUGGACCUUGGACGGCCAAAACAUACCAGCGCACCACGGGGCAAUAAUAACGGAAGGACGGGAAACGGGACCCUCAGGUAUUGGGUCCAGCAGCAAUUACAUACUGUCGACGCUUUCCCUAAACAGCGCAAGGGUAGAGCACGGCGGUAGAUAUGAAUGUCGUGCAACUAACUCCCACGGAUCCGUAGCGCACGCCGCUCGUCUAAAUGUUUAUGGUCCCCCAUACAUUCGCUCAAUGAAUCAAGUAAAAGCAGUCGCCGGCUCUGACGUCACUAUUUGGUGCCCCUAUUACGGAUUUCCAAUCGACUCAGUGAAGUGGGAGGGCGGCGCAGGCACCGACCCUCGCUACCACCAAGGGGAAGGACAUCUUACCAUCACCAACGUGGACCGGACAAGAGAUAAGGGUGGUUGGAUCUGUUCCGUGCUGACUCCAGGAGGAGAACUUGCUAGAAGAGAGGUGCAAAUCAACGUAGUGUCUCCCCCGGUGUUGUCACCCAUCGUGUUCCCACCUGGUCUCCGCUCCGGAGACCGCGCCCAGAUCACCUGCACUGUGACGUCAGGCGACAUGCCUGUGUACUUCUCCUGGCUGAAGGAUCAGCUGCCGAUUUCCAGCGUACUCCAGGUGGACGAGCGCGGCGCGGAGUUCUACAGCAUGCUGCUGUUCAAGAGUCUGACGGCGGCGCACAGCGGCACCUACACGUGCGUCGUCACCAACACCGCGGGGAAGGCCAACAUGUCCGCCGAGCUGGCUAUCAAAGUUCCGCCAUAUUGGCAAAUGGAGCCCUCGGACGCAGCCGUGCUGCUAAAUGGAUCCCUCACCGUGAGCUGCGAAGCCCGCGGUCAUCCACCUCCAACUAUUUAUUGGACCAAGUUUACUGGUAGCACAGAGACGGCGCUAGGAGGGGUAUCCGACCCGGUCGUGUUCAGUAAUGGCUCGUUGAGGCUGGAGUCGGCCCGGGCGGAACACUCCGGCAAGUAUCGCUGCCGAGCCGAGAACGGUGUAGCGCCCGCCCUCUCUAAAACGCUCACGAUACACGUUAAUGAACCGGCGAGAUUUGAAACUCCAUCCGUGAACGUGACUGCCAAACUCGGUGAUACCAUGAGGCUGGUGUGCGUCGCCCGAGGAGACAACCCGUUGUCUAUGUCUUGGAGUCACUCGGGCAGAACUCUGCCUAAUUCUGACUACAGGAUGAGCAUAUCAGAAACGCGUAGCGCCGAGGGUCUACGCAGCGAAUUGGUGAUUGAGCGAGCAGAUAGGCGAGACUCGGGGGUUUAUCGGUGCCAAGCCUCCAACCCUUACGGGAGGUCGGACCAUUUCGUACAUUUAGGGGUGCAAGAACCCCCGGAACCACCAGCCAACUUCCGUGUGGUGGACACCACGUCGCGAUCCAUCCGUCUGCAAUGGCGGAGACCCUACGACGGCAACUCGCCCGUGCUGGGCUACGUAGUGCAGUACCGGAGACACGACUCCGCCAGCCCAGACGCUUGGAGGGGCGCUGAUACCCACAAUGUCUCAGUAUCAGCUCACAGUAACGCAUAUCCAGAGAACGAAGACGCCACUAUAACCGGUCUGGAGCCAGCCACAGCGUACCUAGUACGCGCGCGUACUGUGACAGCACAAUUCGCAUCAGCUCACACGCGAGCUCUCCUGGCGCUGACGCUGCACGAGCCGCCUGCGCGCGCGCCGAUCAGCUUGCAGGCUUCGGCUCCUCGGCCGUCUACUAUUGAAUUGAUCUGGCAGGCUCCUCCUACUUCAGCCUGGAACGGUGAAUUGUUAGGAUACACUGUCUGGUGGUGGCCGUCCGCUGAUGGUUCUCUGUCAGGCGGCGCCAGCGUCGGCAUGGAAUUUGCGACGGUUAGAGGACAUGUCACCAAGUAUACUAUCGAAGGUCUUGAGCAUUAUACAAGGUACUCAGUGAGCGUGCGAGCUUUUAACAGCGCAGGCGCCGGUCCAGCCACAGCUAAUGUUAACACUCUUACACAAGAGAGCGUGCCAUCUGAAGGACCUCGCGCUGUGCGGUGUCGAGCCGUGUCGCCACAGAGUUUGAAAGUGGAAUGGUCCCCCCCACCGGCGCACGCGCAUCACGGAGCGCUACUGGGAUACAAGCUGCUUUACAGGCCGGAACAUACGACAGACUGGCUGGAGUGGGAGGUCCGAGGCGGUGGGGGGUCCAGCGUAGGCGCGGGGGCUGAGGUCAAGCGAGUGGCGGGGGUCGAGACCUUGCUGCUGGCGCUGAGGCCGCACAUGAACUACACCGUGCAGGCGUUGGCGUACACCGCCGCUGGUGAUGGGGUCCCAGCGCACCCCAUACAUUGCACUACGCAACAGGAUGCCCCGGGACCGCCUGCUGCAGUCAAAGUCAUAGCAACAUCAGUAACCUCGCUAGCUGUCAGUUGGUUACCACCAACUCGAUCCAAUGGACCAAUUUUAUACUACACGGUUUUCUACCGAGAACUCGGCAGGGAUCGGCCACCACAGACAACAACGGUCCAAGCAGAAGAAGGGGAGACAUUGAUCGGUCUCGGAGGAUUCACAGAGCUACGGUCUUUGUCUGAAAGCGCCACGUAUGAAGCGUGGGUGGCAGCACACUCCGCUGCCGGGGAGGGAGAACCCUCCGCGCCACAACCAGCUACGACUACCUCUAGAGCGGCAGUCAGACUACUGUCAUUCGGCGUAUGGGCCCGCGUACAGUGCGGGCGUUCCUUGCGUCUUGCCUGCGCGUGUCGCGGCGAGCCUGCUCCUAGAACACGAUGGCAUCAUGGGGAUAGACCCAUCACCCAUGACCCGCGGACCUACGUCACUCUACAUGGACAUCUAAUUAUACAUGAAGUGGACCCAUCCACAACUGGCAACUACACUUGCUCCGGUCGCAACUCGUUUGGUUCAGAAGAUGUCACUUACCGGAUAGAGUGCGCUGCGCCGCCGGCCGCACCCACUCUGGCAUUGGACCGGGCUGCACACACUGACGCUAAGCUGUCAUGGAGGACCACACAUCAUCCAUCAGCACCGCCUCAUGGCUUCACAAUCUUCUGGGUUCGAGUAAGAGACGAUAGUGUCGAUGGAGUUGAACCAAGCAGUUCAAGAGAAGAAGAAAGAAAAAUAGAGGCGGGAGGAGAAGCGUCCAGUGUGGUACUGAGAGCUCUGUCCUGUGGCGCCAGCUACUCUGUGAAGGCUGUGGCCCAUUCGAGAGCUGGCUCUUCACCACCUUCUAUACCAUUGAUGGUCCGAACGAAACCUCCAGUCCUAGUUUGGGAAGGCGGAGGAAAUAUAGACAACAAUCAGGAGGAAGGCGCAGAGGCGGCUAUCUGGAGUAACAGCACCGCACUAGCGUUAGACGCGCGGCGAGCCGUGCGGUGCGGCGCGCGGCUCGUGCGGUUGCAGUGGAGGAGGGCCGAUGCCACUGCCGCCUGGAGGGAUGCCGACCUGACAUCCCUGCAUCACCAUAGAGAAGUAGUGGUCGGUGGUCUAUCGGUGGGCACGUGGUACGCGCUCAAGUUGUGGACAGCGACAGAGAGUGGGCGGCAGCAAGCUAUCAUAUACGCAGCUACCACCACACAUUCUGGGGAACGCCUCCGUCGGCCAGUGGCUUUCCACUCUGAAGGAGCUCCGACCAGCACAGUGAACGGCGCUGACAACUCCGACCGUGUGUUGGGCGCGGUGUCACUGGCCUUCGCUGCCUUGGCCACGAUAGCUGUGACUGCCUUGUUGCUCGUACUCAUGGCUAAACGAAGCACCCUCCUGUCUUGCGGAGGGCAGACUGAGGAAGAGGCUCGCCGCUGCAGCCACUCAGUGACCAGCACCGACAAGUCCGUGUGCCCCGAGCAGCAGAACAUACGGAACUGCCAACACGACUAUAAGCACGACAAACUGUCGCCUGCUUCCGGUGAGAAUUUAUAUGUAUACGAAAUAAGUCCGUACGCGACGUUCGCGGUGGGCGGCGAGACGGCGGCGACAUUGGACCACACGCUGCAGUUCCGUACCUUCGGCCAUCGCGAUAACGACGCGCCGCCGCACCGGCCCUGCAGGAAGCACCCGCAACGACAUCGCGACCGCGCUGACGUGGAGAAGCAUCACUCAGAAUGCGAGCUCCAGCAUCUCAGCCGCUACGAGAAGGUGCGGCCGCGACACUGCGCCGGCACCUCCUACUGCGUACCUCUCACACAUCACGGUGGAGGCGGAGGCAGCGGGGGCGGCGGCAGCGGUGGAGGGUUUUCCGAAGUGUACGCGGGAGAUUCCAGCGUUGAAUCCGGCCCUGGAUCUCUCUCCCCGCGCACCCACCAUGAGCACAGCUAGCGCCAAGGCAAACCCGCGGCUAGAUAAUUAACACCAUAGACAUAGACCAAGGAUAUUCUGAAAAAAUGCAAUAAACUUAAUACCUUAAGAUACACAGGACAUUUCUAGCAAUUGUUGCUCGGCAACACAUAUGAUCUGAAGCGACUCUAUUAUUGAAUCCGGAUCUGGGACACCGUCCCCUAAUAAUUUUUUUAUUUUCAUUUUUUUUUGUCACAGUUUAUUGAAAUUGCUACUGAUUGCUCCACUUAUUGCUUCGGACUGGUUCAUACGUGUUACUCAGCAAUAAUAAUUGCUCGAAAAAUUGCCUGUGUGCACCUUUAGAAUGCCAACUGAUUAGAACGAAGUAUUGAGUGUUUGUACACAGACUUGCGACGAAUAUGAUAAUAAUUAGUGCCAAAAUUACCGAUGAAUAAAACGUCUUCGAUUUCUUUAUUUUAUUUCUGAAAUUAAGAAAUAUUUUUGUUGCUUUAUAAAAAUAUCAACGUUACAUAAUUUAAACGUUUUACUAAUUCAGUCUCAAUGAAAAAAAAAUUAGGUUACAUACCUAAUUUUUUUUUCAUUGUUACCAGGUACCUGUUUUUUUAAUAUAAAAUUUUAGUUCUGAAAAAUUAAAAUCUUUAAACGGAAAACGGCGGAUUUGGAAUAGCAUAUCUAGAAUUUAUAUAGAUCUAGAUGUUUGUAACGUCAUCUGACAGAAGAUUAAAAUCUUCCUAAAUGCGAAAAUCAUAACAAAGUACAUGACAACAUAAAAAGGGUUAUCGCUAUAACUUAAUGGAAAUAUGGUACAUAUUUCAUUAAAAAUAGUAGGUACAAAGCUUGUUUAUUUUAUAUCUUCGGGAAAAAGCAACAUACUAAUAAUGUGAAAUUUGCAAAAAUAAUAAAAAUCCACCAAUACUGUACUUUCCGGUGAGGAAAUUCCAGCAUUUUGGGACUCGAAAGUCCGUCGAAUCGUCGAACCAUAUUUCACGCCUAUUGCCACUUUAGCUUUGCGACUCGUCGAACUAUGUUGGUAAAUUUGUUUUUUCUGUGGUCUCAAUUCUAAUUUAAUCACGCAGAGAUACUUCUUUGUCCUCUGAGUAACUGUAAGUUUUCUUAUGAGGUCCAUAGUUAUCGUCCAAAUCUCAUAAUAAAAUCUAAAUAAACAGGUCAUAGUUCGGAUCUCAAAGAUAUCACGAAAUCUAACUUCAUAGGCAUAUUUCUGACUGAAACAUUUAACCGUUAAGGUUCCUGAGAUAAUUAAGCUAAUAUACAUAAACCAGAUAGACAGAAUUCUAAGGGGAAAACUUAAAUAUCCGGUAAUUCUUAGUAUAAAUUCAGUGGAAAAUACAUAUUACGCUUUAGUUGACUGCCAUUUUGAACAUAAUAAUAGUGAACUAUAAGGAUUUUUUUUGUAUACAAUAUACCUAAUAAUAAUAUCACAUAAUCCGUACCUAUCUAUAGUCUAAAGUAAUAGAACAAUGUUGCCAUUUGUAAUCUUAAAAACUUUUUUGAAUUGUCUUACUUCGUGUAGAGAAUAAGCCUAUGUUUACACUUAUAAUAGAAACGAUACUUAAAGUUAUCUUGCAAUGAAAUGGAUGGAAAAUUCAUAUACAAGUAGGUAGAUACAUUUUGGUGCAUUUUUUCCGGUUGUACCAAAAUGUGAAGAAAACAUUUUAAAUUGACGAAAAUUUUCAGUUUUUUUAAUGAUUUCAAUUUUCAAUGUAUAACAUAAAAUUGUGUACAUCAUCGUUUUGUAAAAGCAGACUGAGUCUGAAAAUUAUUAUUGCUAAAGGUAGUGUUUUCAACCGACUUCCAAAAAGGAGGAGGUUCUACGUUCGGCUGUAUGUAUGUUUUUUUUUAAUAAUAUUGCUGUAUUUCGUGAAAACAAAAGAAAAAUACAAUCAACAUUUACCUAGAUGUUGUAGUUUGUAACUUGGACUUUUGGAAGUCUGUUUGGCAUUGGUUGUAUUUGAGUACAGACAAGCGUUUACAGCAGGCAGAAGUCUGACAGCGCGAUGGUGUGUACCUACUGAAGGGUAUUUAAAGGUAGGCGUCCACAUUUUCGUAUCGUAGGUAGGUAUCGGACGCAUCGCAUCAAACGGAUGUUUUGACACCACUCUCAUUUGGAUUUUCGUAGUGACACAUAGCGUAGUGUUCGAUGAAUGACGUCAACGGCACGCAUCGCAAAAGCUGCCCCUCAGAACGUCAGCAUCAGCAUUUCUGACGGGUAGAUUCAUGCGAUCAGUAAGAUGCGGAUAGGUUGUAUUGCCUUUUAUACAAAGAAUCCGUUUGAUGCGAUGCGCCCGAUACAUACGAUGCGAUAAUGUGGACGCCUACCUUAUAACGAACCUUUAUUUUCUAAACAACGCGCUUGUACUGUCAUCGUACCGUAUAUCUAAUGUUAACGGACUUCCCAGAAUAAAUUUACUUCUACAUUAUUACAAUAUGACAUCGAAAGAUAUUGUAAAUCGGACCUAAAUCAGUUAGUGUAAACCUAGUCAUUGUUCUAGUUUUUAAAAAUUAUGAAUAUAUUGAAACUGUAAAUACUUAUAGACUGAAGUUAUAAUUUUUAAAUGGAGCUUAAAUUUGUAAAUACAUUUGUAGAUAACAUUACACGAUUAAAUCUCUAGUCAAUUUUUAUUGAAUGUUUUACGACAAUAUAAUUGUAUGGUGUAAAUAUUGAAUCUAU
This is a messenger RNA of Bicyclus anynana (squinting bush brown), 7676 nucleotides long. RefSeq names its product cell adhesion molecule Dscam2-like. The record is from RefSeq and is a predicted model, not a curated record. The transcript is spliced from 35 exons. Gene Ontology annotation, molecular function: protein binding. NCBI's taxonomy places the organism in Eukaryota, Metazoa, Arthropoda, Insecta, Lepidoptera, Nymphalidae. The coding region runs from base 212 to 5008 and encodes 1598 amino acids. Gene Ontology annotation, cellular component: axon; plasma membrane. Gene Ontology annotation, biological process: cell-cell adhesion; axon guidance.